UUUAAGUCAUCAUACUUGCAUGUUUAAUUUUCGGGCAAUGUGGGAAGAACUUCGUAAGUUCGGUCUGGAGUACUGUGACCUACCGACUAUGAUAGGGAACAUCGGGGUGCUGCUGAGACCACUUACAGUCAAUAUAGACAGCACAUACAAAAAAGGUAUGUCGCGACUGGCUUUACGAAUACAAGUUACAGGCACACAGACUCAGAAUCAGGACAAGCAUUCGGGGUACAUGCUUUUUUACGCGGGGAUCAAACACCCAUUCUUAACAAAAAAAUCACUUAGUCAAUUUCUAUUUUCAGGAAUACCUCUUAUCUUCUACAUAGUGACAGGGGUCUCGUAUAUCUUCUAUCUCUACAUAUACUUGAUCUGCAUGCUGUGGUUCGUGUUCGUCCGGAGCCCGGUCACGGGGCAGAAGGACUCCGCCAUGAUAGCCGCGUCCCUGGGCAUAUGCAGCGAGAUCGGGACAAUCAAACUACUGUUUAUGUUGCUUUAUAUAGACAAAAUACGAGCGCUUACAGACGAAUUCCGUGACUUUGACUCCAAAACGGCCCUGAGCAGCCGAUUCUCGAAAAACCUUCAAAAGCAUUUGCGGAGCACCAAGAAAAGGGCCAUCACAUAUUGGACUUUCAUGUCGAUCAAUGGGGUUCUGUUCAUGACGAAACAUUUCAUCAUCCCUGAACAUUUGACUCAGGACACUUUUGUUCUUUACGGUAAUAAACUCAACUAGAUGAAAUGU
Molecule: messenger RNA, 736 nt
Organism: Trichoplusia ni (cabbage looper)
Lineage: Eukaryota; Metazoa; Arthropoda; Insecta; Lepidoptera; Noctuidae
Exons: 4
Coding region: 20-727 (235 amino acids)
Source: RefSeq, a predicted model, not a curated record